Molecule: messenger RNA, 980 nt
Organism: Danio rerio (zebrafish)
Lineage: Eukaryota; Metazoa; Chordata; Actinopteri; Cypriniformes; Danionidae
Source: RefSeq, a predicted model, not a curated record
GGCUGUGUCGAUUGGCAUCUGAUCUCUGCGUCCUCCGUGACAAUUUUUCCAGAUUAUCGAUAUUAUUGAUCGUUGGAUACGUCGAUUGAUCGCCUGCUGUUCCCAUCACUCAGGUUUGACCCUUUUUAUUACGCUGUGCUUUGUGUUUGUGUUCAGUAUGUCUUGUGUUCACUACAGGUUCCAGAGUCGACUCACCUACGACUCGCUCCAGUUUGAAGGCCUCAACAUCAGCGCGGGGGAGCUGAAGCGGCAGAUCAUGAGGAGCAAGAGGCUGAAGUUCUGCCAGCUGAAGAUCAGCAACGCCCAGACUGAUGAAGAAUACACAGAUGAUGCUCUCAUCCCUAAAAACACGUCGGUCAUCAUCAGACGGAUCCCUGCGGCGGGACUGAAGUCCUCAAACAGAAGAUUUGUUGGACAUCAAGCUGGACGCUGGCGUGAACCUUCACCUAGAGCUGAUCCUUCACUCCUCUCACUGGAGCAGUUGUUGAAGACUGAGAAUCUGGCUGAGGCAAAGGCGUCAGAGGAGGACAAGCUGAAAGCGGUGAUGUACCAGUCCAGCCUGUGCUACUACUCCAGCAGGGCAGCCGCUCCGCGCCGCACAAGCGCAUCCGGAAGAGCACAGGGAUUCCCCGCAGCUUCCUGUUGGAGGUGGACGACCCAGACCGAAAGGGAGUCAUGAUAGACGGCAGCGGCAGAUACGUCAUUCCCAUCAUAGACGCUGAGGCCUAUGCUGCUGAGAAGAGAAAGAGGCCGUCCUUCUCCUGCCAGACCGAGCCUUUGCCCUCCUCGUCCUCAGCAGGUGCGGCAUCUUCGGUCCGGGACGCCGGAGGGAAACGGUCCCGCUCCCCAUCUUCACCAGAGACGCGCGGCGACCAGAAGAGACCACGUCGCUGAGAGACCUUCAUCCAAGAGACCUGGAGCCGACGUGUAAAUAUUGUACAUAGUUUAUUAAUAAAAGAUAAUAAAGAUUAUAGCCGCAU